GGAUUCUUCAGCCGGAUUUUGGCGGUGAAGGACUGCUGCCUGUGAGCAUUCAGAAUGCCGGUCAUCGAUGUGGAGAAUCUGACGGACAAGGACAAGGCUGUUAUGGAAGUAAACCAACUUAAAAUAGAAGUAAAACUUGAGCGAUGGGUGACAUCAAAAUGCUGUGAGGAAAUCAAGGAGUACAUUCAGGCUGGAGAGGAGGAGGACACCCUUGUCAAAGGCAUUUCAGAGGAGAAGAACCCCUUCAAAGAGAAAGGUGGCUGUGUCAUCUGCUAGAAUGGACCUGAGGAGCUUUUCGUAUUUCAGAUUAGCACCCAAGGACAUUCUCCCCUCCCCUUGCAAAAUGGAUUUGCAGACUGAGAUGACUAGAAGGACACAAUAAAGAUGAAGCUACAAAACUGCACAAGCUCCCAUGUAAAUUAUUCCUAAUAAUCUGGCCAGAUUUGUAGCCUAACAAAUACAAGUUUUGUUUGGCAAGAGUUUUAUUAAUGCUUCUCUCUCAUGUGGUGUAAAUAGCGAGUAAAUGGGCCUGUGUGUUGUUUCAUACACUGAAACAAAUGUCAUUAAAUAUGCAUGUUUAUCACUCAGCCUGUCUCCAUGAGUUCCUAAUUGGUUUUAGACAAGAUAAAGGGACAGAUUAUCUUAAUAAUUCAUUUCACAUACAUUUUAUUAUAUUGCAAUCAUUAUUUUGUAGCACGCAUCCUGAGUAACAUUAAACCUAAGUGGAUCAUCUUUAACUAAUGGGGUGUGUGCAAGUGUGAAUGAUUGUCCUGCUUUUGUUUUUUCCCAUUCUUCUUUCUUCAUUGUAUGUAUUAUCAAACUUCAUGUGAAUAAUUGGGACAUUAUUGGACAGGAAUACAUGCAGUAAUUCUACAAAAUAAUUGAAACUUUCACCAAAGUAAAUUUCUUCCUGCAGAUUUAGAAAUUCAUAGGAACGAGCUAAAUGUUAAAACUGUGCAUUUAAAUAUGUCUUACACUGCAAUUCCCUCAGCUUCAUUUAGGCUUUCUUCCAAGCUUUCAGUUCAGAACGUAAGUGAUGGUGUAAUAGGAGUGGUAGCAGAGUAUUUUUCCUGUGUAUUACACAUCUCUCUUAAUGAUUGAACUUGAAGAGAA
Messenger RNA from Menidia menidia (Atlantic silverside), 1113 nucleotides. Lineage: Eukaryota; Metazoa; Chordata; Actinopteri; Atheriniformes; Atherinopsidae. The record is from the annotation of a GenBank genome assembly.